Molecule: messenger RNA, 2428 nt
Organism: Paramuricea clavata
Lineage: Eukaryota; Metazoa; Cnidaria; Anthozoa; Malacalcyonacea; Plexauridae
Source: the annotation of a GenBank genome assembly
AGGCCUCAUACCGUAAUGCAGGGAAGCAAUUGUUUGGCAGUGACAUAACUAAGAUUGCUUCAGAAAAUGCUGAUAUUAUGAGAAAUAAAAUAUUUCACAAUCACAUUCCUAUUUCAAAAAUAGAUUUCAGUUCGGUAAAUAUCUGUAAAAAAACGACAAGUUUCGUCCAAACUCAUUCGGACAACAACGGUUUCCUCAUCUGCCAAAAAAGAGGCCCUUUCAGCAACAGCCCUUUCGACAAAAUCCACGGUUCAACAACAACUCCCAGUAAAGGUUGGCUACAGUUUUUUUAUGCAAAUUGAGAAAAUAUCACUCAAGAUCCAUUCAUUUCAAAUGCAGUUCAAGGUUUCAAAAUUUGUUUUCGUUCUCAUCCGAUUCAAUCCAUUGUUCCUCGGGUUUCAAAUCAGGAUUUAAUAAUCAAGGACGAAGUUUCGUCACUCCCAAAGAAGGGAGCAAUAGAACAUGUUCCUUUCAGCACAGACGGGUUUUACCAUCGUUUGUUUCUGGUCCCCAAAAAAGGCGGGGGCCAGAGGCCAGUGUUGGAUUUAAGUUCAUUAAACCAGUUUAUCGAUGCGGAACAUUUCAAGAUGGAGAAUGUAUCUAAAGUCUCUUCUCAACAAGGGGGACUAUAUGAUAAACUUAGACUUGACGAAUGCGUACCUGACAGUUCCCAUCCAUCCUGUCUCCCAAAAAUUUCUUCGAUAUUUUUUCGGGAACGAAACUUAAUUAUCAGUUUACAGUAAUGCCGUUCGGGCUGAAUAUUGCUCCCAGAUUUUUCACGAAAUUGUGAAACUUGUUGUGGCCUCAUUGAAAAGAAAAAGGAUUUGUUUGAUCAUUUAUCUCGACGACAUUUUGAUCAUAGCCUCUUCAGCUGAAACAUUGAACCUUUACAAAAAAAUAGCAAUCGACUUGCUAGAGUGUCUGGUAUUCCUGAUAAAUUACUUGUUCUUAGGGAUGUUGUUAGACUCGGCAUCAAUGCAGUUCGUAUUGCCUCAAACCAAACAAAAGCUGUGCAAAUUUAAAAAGAAUGUCGUCUGCUAUUGAAUUCAACUACUCCUACAAUUCGACAUCUCUCUCGGGUGCUGGGACUGCUCGAGUCCUGCCUCCCAGCGAUAUGGUCUGCCCCACUCCACUACCGUCAUCUACAAACUUUGCAGACAACCGCUUUGCAGAUGUGGUCUAAUUACAGUGCCUUGAUAAGUUUGACACCUACAGCCAAGACAGACCUGGCAUGGUGGAUAACUGCCCUACAAAUACAGCAGGGAAGUAAAAUUAUUUCACCAUUAGCAGAUUUGACCAUCUCUUCGGAUGCUUCCAAACAGGGGGGGGCACGCUGAGGUACCCAGCGCACGGGAGGUUGUUGGAGCGAGCGAGAGUCACAAGACCACAUAAACAUAUUAGAACUUCGAGCAGCAUUCUUUGCCCUCAAGUCCUUCUUGCCGAGUCAGACAAACAGAGUAGUUUGCUUAAAGAUGGACCAUCAUACCACUGCAGUUGCCUACCUACACAACAUGGAAGGCACUCAUUGCCCCCAAACUACUCCAUCGAGCAUUGGAGGUCUGGGAGUGGUGCGAGAAGAGGAAUAUAUUUCUUCUUCCACAGCACAUCCCGGGCAAGACAAAUGUCGAGGCGGAUGCAGAGUCACCGGUGAAACGCGAUUUGAACGACUGGAGCAUACAUCCAAAAGUUAUGGCUCCUUUAAUGCACGGUGGACCUGUUUGCCUCUCACCUUACGCAUCAACUAAAACAGUACGUCAGUUGCAGGUCGGACCCGAACGCAAUGCACAUCGAUGCGUUCACAAUGAAUUGGUCGAACCUGGUGGCAUAUGCCUUCCCUCCAUUCAGUCUACUAACAGCAGUACUUCACAAAGCCAGAAAGGAGGCAGCAAUGCUUGUGUUGGUUGCACCUUUAUGGACCGCACAGCAAUCUCACCGUCAAAUUUCACACCCACCACAACCUAGACACCAGCGCAAUUGGGAUGUUUCUGUCAUUACUACCUACCUGACCAAUAUGGGUGAUAAUAGUGCAAUUACUUUGAAGAAACUUUCACAGAAACUCUGUAUGUUAAUGGCGCUAACUUGCCCUGAAAGAAGCUCGGUCAUGGCUUCAUUGGACAUCACUUACAUGCGCUUCUACCCAGAAGGAGUCAAGUUCUCUCACACCAUUUUUCGCAAGCGACCUCAUAGUGGGAAUUUAGGGGAAUCGGUUUAUCCUAUGUUUACCAAAGAAUCUCUCUGUCCGGAUAUGUGUCUUAUAGAGUACCUAAAACAAACAAAAGAAUGGAGACAAAAGAACGACAACAAACCAUGUCUUUUUCCGUCUUUCAAAAAGCCUCACAAACCUGUUUUCUUAUCAACGCUUUAACGUUGGGUUAAGGAAGUAAUCCGCCGGUUGGGAAUUAAGGACGAUAUCUUUAAAGGCCACUCG